UCCCCCGUGUAAGAGUGAGGUGGAGGAGGACAUUCCAGGAGAUGUCUCCACAGAAAAUCCCAGUAAGAAUUCUGAGGAAAACUUCACGUUAUCACUAAAUUAUAAUGUAGACGAUGAAGACAUCAUGCAGCACUCUUCAAGAGAAAACCCCAUUAAUAUUAAUGUAUAUCCAGAAGUUCACAUUACAGAUCUAUCAUAUAACCCCCUUUAUCAUGAGGAACCUUCUGACCAGUCACACAUUGUUGCCAUAAGUAGCGGUCAGAAAGGAGGUGAAAGGUUUCAAUGUGGUAAAGAGUCCACAAAAAGCUCAGAUCUUUCUACACACAGAAGAAUUCACACAGGGGAGAAUCCAUACUUCUGUUCUGAAUGUGGGAAGUGCUUUGCAGAAAAAUCAAGUCUUGUUAGACACAAGAAACGUCAUAGAGGCGAGAAGCCAUAUUCAUGUUCAGAAUGUGGGAAAUGUUUUACAAUUAAAUCACAUCUUGUUAAACAUCAGAGAAGUCACACAGGAGAGAAGCCAUAUUUAUGUUCAGAAUGUGGGAAAUGUUUUACAAUUAAAUCAAAUCUUGUUAAACAUGAGAGACGUCACAGGGGAGAGAAGCCAUAUUCAUGUUCAGAAUGUGGGAAAUGUUUUACACAAAAAUCACAUCUUGUUAGACAUGAGAGAAGUCACACAGGAGAGAAACCGUAUUCAUGUUUGGAAUGUGGGAAAUGUUUUGCACAAAAAUCUAAUCUUUUUAAACACCAGGGAGUUCACACAGGGGAGAAGUCAUAUUCAUGUUUGGAAUGUGGGAAAUGUUUUGCACAAAAAUCUAAUCUUUUUAAACACCAGGGAGUUCACACAGGGGAGAAGUCAUAUUCAUGUUCUGAAUGUGGGAAAUGGUUUACACAAAAAUCAUAUCUUGUUAGACAUGAGAGAAGUCACACAGGAGAGAAACCGUAUUCAUGUUUAGAAUGUGGGAGAUGUUUUACAGAUAAAGCAAAUCUUGUUACACAUCAGAGAAUGCACACAGGGGAGAAACCAUAUUCAUGUUCAGAAUGUGGGAAAUGUUUUAUUACUAAAGCCAGACUUCGUUUUCAUCAGAGAAGCCACACAGGAGAGAAGCCAUAUUUUUGUUCAGAAUGUGGAAAGUGCUUUACAGAGAAAUCAAGUCUUGUUGUACAUGAGAGAAUUCACACAGGACAGAAACCGUAUUCAUGUUCAGAAUGUGGGAAAUGUUUUAUUACCAAACCCAAACUAAGAAAUCAUCAGAGAAGUCACACAGGAGAAAAGCCAUUUUGAUGUUCUAUAUGUGUAAAAUGUUUAUUAAUAUUAAUAAUAAUAAUAAUGUAGUUGAAUCAGAAUUGCUCACCCUCUAGGUAAUAUGGAAUAGGGUGCUCUAACUACUAUAGACUCACCCUGUCUAUUGCAAUAUAAAUAUUUUUGAAGGAAUGUAUGUUAGGCACGCCUAAUAUCUAGGCCCAUAUAUGGAAACACAAUAAUUGUGUAAAAUAUUUAAUAUGGUAAAAUAUAAAAAAAACAGGGAUUCAAAAACAAGUCUCAAUAUUCCUAAACACAAUACUCCUAAAAUUCAUCUAAAUAAAAUACAGCAAUGCAUAUAUAGGUAAUUCAUAAAGCUUAUAUAUGUUGCCAACGUAGUUGUUAGUUUAAGAAGGAAUAUUAGAUGCUUGCAGUUGGUACAGUAUAGUCUCUUUGCUUUAUCUUUAUAUGCAUAGCAAACACCGUUCCAAUAUUAGUAGUGGCACAGCUUUAUGUGCGUUACUGUUUGGUGCUCUGCAGCGGGGUCUCGUAACUGGCGUCCUGCAUGUGUGUGUGUGCUCAGAACGAGCCCUUACCUCACACUUCCUGUUUCAGUGGGAGCUGUUGCAGUGAUAUUUGUUUGCCACUAGAUGGCUCCCACAGAUUGUGUGCUGUUAGGUUUGUAGAUGUCGGUAUUCAGACUGAAUCCUGCGGAUUUUUACAGACGCUGGAGCGCUCCUUAUUCGUAUGUAGUCCAUAUGCAUCUGUAUAGUACGGGGGACUGUAGUUUCGGAGUCAAACUUGCACUCCUUCCUCAGUGGUAACAGACCCCCUAAUAAAUGUGACCUUGUAUACCUCUCCUGAGGCCUUCUAAUGAGGAUUCAUUUGAAAACCUGAAACUGAUUUUCUUAUUAUUCUUCCAUUACAGGUAUACAUAGCUGCCCUUGGUAUAAUAUAGUUAGAAUGACUGACAUAACAAAAAUACACGAUUGUAAAUGCACUAUAAUUAUGGCUACACAAAUUUAUAUAUUUUACCAUUAUAAUACAGUUUCUAUAAAUCUUUCAUAUUUUGGUACACUUGCACUCCCAAUAGUUGCAUAUACUCAUCUUCUAUAAUAUAAUGCAGUUAUAUUACGAUUUCUGUGCGUUUUUUGACAUCUUUUAUGUUUAUAUUAUGUUUUUAUAAUUUAAAGAUAUCCCCAUUUCCAAUACAUGGUCAAAUUAUUAUUUUUUAGAUGUGAAGAAUGUGAUCCCCUAUAGUGACCUUAC
Bufo bufo (common toad) is the source of this 2509-nucleotide messenger RNA. RefSeq names its product gastrula zinc finger protein XlCGF17.1-like. Lineage: Eukaryota; Metazoa; Chordata; Amphibia; Anura; Bufonidae. The record is from RefSeq and is a predicted model, not a curated record. Gene Ontology annotation, biological process: negative regulation of transcription by RNA polymerase II; regulation of cytokine production; regulation of immune system process. The transcript has 2 exons. The coding region runs from base 125 to 1282 and encodes 385 amino acids.